AUGCGUACAUGGGAUGCGGUAGGGGCUCCUGGGGUGAUUUCUCAGAGACUAACCAAGAAAGGAGUAGUUGCCGACCGACCGGGGCUGCGGGUGAAGUCAGUACCUUUACCGGACCUCUGUGGCGUACUACGGGUAAACGUUAGUCCACGGAACCUCGGUUCCCUGGCGAAGGUCCCAGGAAACCACAUGUUCAACGUGGGAGAACCGCUCCCUGCAGUUGACUGGAGCCAAUCUGGGAGUCAAACCUGGUACCCCGGGCGCAUGCGUGGAGGAUUACCUGGUCAGUAUUUCCUCAUAUCCGAUGUCCGACUCGAGGUAGAAGGGAAAGAGAAACCGCGGCAUCAAACUCUGACUACCGAGGGGGAGGGAAAGGGAACGGCCAGCCCCUCAGGCGAGGAGGAGGCAGCACGUACGCUUCUAGGAGCUCGCCCGAAGCGCAAGAAGAGGUGCACAGCUAUCGUCAAGGGAACUUACCUGGAAGACGACUCCGAAGCAGGGGAGUCUGGGUCAGAGUGGAGCGCGCAGGGCUCGAACCUGCGGCCAACAAAGAACCCUUCAGUGGGAAAAAGGAACGCCAGAGCCGCGGCUAGGUCCCCAAAGAAAAUCCCGCAGGGGGCAGGCCCUGCGGAAUACAGGCUCAUGUCAGCAUCGGACCUCGGGGCACAGCUAAUGGAGUGGCUCGAGGACAUAGACGCCAUUAGGAUGAGAUGCAAAUCCAUGCACGGCAGACUGAGUGGAGAAAUGAAGACAAAGGUGGGCUUGGCGAAGGAGGCCCUGCUUACCCUUACCGCGAAAGCGGAGGCAGCAGGUGACCCCGCUCUCCUGCAGGCGCGCAACACGGACCUAGAGGCUCAGUUGCGUGAUACCCGUAGGGAAAGGGACGAGCUCCAACGGAAACUCGAGAAAAAUCGAGAAGGCCGAGAGAGGCCUCAGACGGAAAUAGCGAACCGGGCGACAAGCUCAUACGCACAGGCCGCCAGCAGGGGCCCUGUCGCGAGAGCCGGCGAGCGACGGUCGGAAGCCGCCCAAACGACGACGGUGCUUGACCUUGGAGCGGCCACUAGGAGGAGCGAGGUGGAGGCCAAUGAGAGGCCGACGACGGUGACAUCAGCGGGUGCUUCGGAGUUCGAACUUCGCCUAACGGGAUCCGAACUUCGACUCAUCCCGGACAGUGACAGGGUCAGGGAUGAGGAGAUGGCCAGACAGUCCGCGGCCCUGAAACAGGUGCGAGAGGAGGUGGGCAGGAUGUCCCUCCUGCUCCUCGAUGCCUCGAGCAAGAGCGGAGCAGCUGACCAAGACCCUCUUGGUAAGGGUACGGCGCAACCUCGCGGCACGAAGGCCACCACGGAGAAAGUGCAGAGGUCCUCGGGUGACCGGGGUGCGACCGACACUCCGAUGGAAGUUGAUGACGGCGCCGAUGCAGAGAACGGUAAGGGGGGCUGGAGAACGAAGAGGAAGAGAAAAGGAAAGCGCCUUGGGGAGGGAGUGCCGAGUGGGGCAGCAGUGGAAACCACGCAGACUGCCCCAACAGGGGCCCUGCGGCGUACCGGGGAGGACAGACCCACGGUGGCUUGCCGUAGAGCCCCGAAGACAGCAGCCGUUGCUAUCAAAAGCAGAGGGGAGAACACCCCGUAUGCGGAAGUACUCAAGUUCGCACGCGAGAAAAUACAACUCGCGGAGCUGGGUAUAGAGGAGACGAGGGUGCGGCGGGCAGCUAACGGGGGGGUUCUCAUUGAGAUUCCUGGCCCCGAGAAUGCGAGGAAGGCGGACGCUCUAGCGGCGCAGCUGACCAAAGUAAUCCUCGAUAAAUACGGCAACGCAGUCUCAGUGACAAGGCCGGUUAUUAAGGGCGAACUGAGAGUCCUGGGCUUGGAUUACUUAGUGUCCACCGAGGAACUGACUCACACCCUAGCCGAGCAGGGUGGCUGUAAGGUGGAGGAGGUCCGUGUAGGUGUUCCGAGGAGGACACCGAAUGGACUAUACAGUGCGUGGGCACAGUGCCCCCUGAGGGCAGCUGUGGCUGUCGCGAAGAAGGGCAAGGUGAAGAUCGGCUGGACCACGGCCAGGGUAGAGCUGCUGGAGGCGCGCCCCAGGCAAUGCUACAAGUGUUGGGGCUUUGGCCAUAUAGGGAGUAUGUGCAAGGCGUCGACAGAGCGCCGGGCCGCGUGCUACAGGUGCAGCGCUGAGGGCCACCAGGCGCGAGAUUGCACGGCCAACCCCAAAUGCGCGGUCUGCGAGGGGAGAGGGAUAGACAGCGCUCACAGGAUGGGUUCGGGACGUUGUACAUCCAUCGGCAAACGGGGUCGGAGGCCCGCGACUAAUGCAAGCGAGGAUGGUCAGGUACAUACAGUGUAA
Messenger RNA from Neodiprion fabricii, 2355 nucleotides. RefSeq lists its product as uncharacterized. NCBI's taxonomy places the organism in Eukaryota, Metazoa, Arthropoda, Insecta, Hymenoptera, Diprionidae. Gene Ontology annotation, molecular function: zinc ion binding; nucleic acid binding. The record is from RefSeq and is a predicted model, not a curated record. The transcript has 2 exons. The coding region runs from base 1 to 2355 and encodes 784 amino acids.